Messenger RNA from Helianthus annuus (common sunflower), 2941 nucleotides. Its product is annotated as V-type proton ATPase subunit a2. Gene Ontology annotation, cellular component: vacuolar proton-transporting V-type ATPase, V0 domain; vacuolar proton-transporting V-type ATPase complex. The transcript is spliced from 18 exons. The record is from RefSeq and is a predicted model, not a curated record. NCBI's taxonomy places the organism in Eukaryota, Viridiplantae, Streptophyta, Magnoliopsida, Asterales, Asteraceae. Gene Ontology annotation, molecular function: proton-transporting ATPase activity, rotational mechanism; ATPase binding. The coding region runs from base 214 to 2682 and encodes 822 amino acids. Gene Ontology annotation, biological process: vacuolar acidification; proton transmembrane transport.
ACCAAAAUACAUUUACUCAAAUCCCGCGAAAAAAUAUAUAAAAGAAACGAUUAUAUCCCAGAGAAUUCGAGAAGAAAAAAGAGGAAUCGAAGUAACGUGUCUCGCGUGAACAAGUUACGUGGUGAACUGAUGAGACUAUCUGACACACAACAGAAGCCGAUCAACACGGAACGGUGACGUCAUAAACAGAUUCGCCGGAAUCAACUGUAACCGAUGGCGGAGCACGGCGGCGGAGGAGGAGGAUGUUGUCCGCCGAUGGAUCUGUUCCGUUCAGAACCGAUGCACUUAGUACAGAUCAUCAUUCCUAUCGAGUCUGCUCACUUGACUGCUUCUUAUCUCGGAGAUGUUGGCCUCAUUCAGUUCAAAGAUUUGAAUGCAGAAAAAAGCCCUUUCCAACGAACAUAUGCUGGCCAGAUUAAAAGAUGCGGAGAGAUGGCACGGAAAUUGCGGUACUUCAAAGAACAAAUGUCAAAGGCGGGUUUCACACCCACGGUGAAAACUGAUGGAAAAAGUGAUAUUAGUCUGGAUGACCUAGAGGUAAAACUUGGAGAUCUUGAAGCCGAGCUGAUUGAAAUAAAUGCAAACAGUGAAAAGUUGCAGCGUGGUUACAAUGAGCUUGUAGAAUAUAAACUUGUCCUACAGAAGGCUGGAGAGUUUUUCAAAGCUGCACAAACCAGUGCUGUAGCUCAACACAGGGAAGCUGCAUCAGAUCAGGGUCCUGAGGAAUCUUUGGAAACUCCUCUUCUGACAGAUCAAGAAUCAAAAACCGACCAAGGGAAACAAGUUAAACUAGGGUUACUUGCUGGUCUUGUGCCUAAAGCAAAAGCUAUUGCUUUUGAAAGAAUUCUAUUCCGUGCUACAAGGGGGAAUGUCUUUUUGAAGCAGGCUGCUUUGGUAGAAGCUGUUGUCGAUCCUAGCUCGGGAGAGAAGGUUGAGAAAACUGUAUUUCUAGUUUUCUUUUCUGGAGAAAGAGCAAAAACCAAAAUCCUCAAAAUAUGUGAAGCUUUCGGGGCAAAUCGUUACCCUUUUGUUGAAGAUGUUGGUAAACAAGAACAGUCAAUAACUGAGGCAUCUGGAAAGAUAUCUGAGAUAAAGACAACAAUAGAUGCUGGCCUUCUACACCGUGGCAACCUGUUACAAACAAUUGGAGAAGAAUAUGAACAGUGGAAUCUUCUGGUGAGGAGAGAGAAGUCUAUUUAUCACACUCUAAAUAUGCUCAGCAUUGAUGUGACAAAGAAGUGUCUUGUGGCUGAAGGAUGGAGUCCCAUAUACGCAACCGAACAGAUUCAAGAUGCACUGGAGCGGGCAACGACAGAUUCAAACUCACAAGUUGGUGCCAUAUUCCAGGUUUUGCACACAAAAGAGUUACCUCCAACCUUUUUCCGGACAAACAAGUUCACUGAUUCCUUUCAAACAAUCAUUGAUGCAUAUGGGGUUGCAAAGUACCAAGAAGCAAAUCCUGGAGUGUAUACUAUUGUCACAUUCCCGUUUCUGUUUGCUGUAAUGUUCGGUGACUGGGGCCAUGGUAUAUGCCUGCUGCUUGUAACUUUAGUUUUGAUCUUCAAGGAAAAGAAAUACUCCACUCAGAAGCUUGGAGACAUAAUGGAAAUGACCUUCGGGGGUCGUUAUGUUAUAUUGCUGAUGUCACUUUUCUCAAUCUACACGGGGUUGAUCUAUAACGAGUUUUUCUCGGUUCCAUUUGAGCUAUUUAGUCCUUCAGCAUAUGUAUGCCGUGAUGCUUCUUGCAGUGAAGCUACAACAAUUGGGCUGAUAAAGGGAAGGGAUACAUACCCAUUUGGUGUGGAUCCCGCCUGGUAUGGGAGUCGAAGUGAGCUGCCGUUUCUCAACUCCUUGAAGAUGAAAAUGUCGAUCCUUCUUGGUGUAGCACAAAUGAACCUUGGGAUAAUAAUGAGCUUCUUCAACGCGUUGUACUUUGGGAAUUCUGUAAAUAUUUGGUUCCAAUUUAUUCCCCAAAUGAUCUUUUUGAACGGUUUGUUUGGAUACCUUUCCAUGCUCAUCAUCGUAAAAUGGUGCACUGGUUCAAAAGCUGAUUUAUACCAUGUAAUGAUAUACAUGUUCCUUAGUCCUACUGACGAACUUGGUGAAAACCAGCUUUUUGCAAACCAGAAAACUGUUCAGCUUGUGUUGCUACUACUAUCCCUAAUCGCCGUUCCGUGGAUGCUGCUACCUAAGCCGUUCAUUUUAAAGGCACAACACAACAGGACACACCAAGGCCAGUCCUAUGUACCCAUUGCAGGCGAAGACGAGUCAUUACAAGUGGAGGCAAGUCAUGAUUCCCAUGAUAAUGAAAAAUUUGAGUUCAGUGAAGUAUUUGUUCAUCAACUCAUUCAUACGAUUGAGUUUGUACUCGGGGCAGUAUCGAAUACAGCUUCGUAUCUUCGUCUAUGGGCACUCAGCUUGGCACAUUCAGAGUUGUCAACCGUGUUCUAUGAGAAGGUUCUUCUUCUUGCUUGGGGGUACAACAACGUCAUCAUCUUUAUGGUUGGCGCAAUCGUGUUUAUUUUUGCAACGAUUGGAGUGUUACUCGUAAUGGAAACUUUAAGUGCCUUCUUACACGCGUUAAGACUUCACUGGGUUGAAUUUCAAAACAAGUUUUACGAGGGUGACGGUUACACGUUCCACCCUUUCUCCUUCGCAUUACCCGGUGACGAGGAUGAAUAAAUCAUGUUCUAAGCGGCAAGGUCGCUCUAUCCCCAUAUUCGCAUAAUGUUGUGAACUUCUCUUUUUGCCCCUGUUAAUAAAUAAAAGGACGAUUUGUUGUGGAGGGCAGGAGUGAGAUUUCACAGCUAUGUAUUUUCUUUGUUCUUUUCUCAGUGUUGUUGUUGAAAGCUGGGAACAACUGCAUGUAUAUAAUAACUUUAUAUUCAGAUACUCAAGUAGAUGUGUCAAAAUUCUUAUGAAGGUUAGUGUUUAGACGUGA